Molecule: messenger RNA, 1853 nt
Organism: Sardina pilchardus (European sardine)
Lineage: Eukaryota; Metazoa; Chordata; Actinopteri; Clupeiformes; Clupeidae
Gene: rpusd4
Product: RNA pseudouridine synthase D4
Exons: 7
Coding region: 78-1286 (402 amino acids)
Biological process (GO): enzyme-directed rRNA pseudouridine synthesis
Molecular function (GO): RNA binding; pseudouridine synthase activity
Source: RefSeq, a predicted model, not a curated record
CUGGUCCGUCUCAACCUUUUACAGUCUAGAAGAAGAAGUGUCCUGUUUUUAGCGUACUGAAGUUAUUGUACACAAUAAUGACUAAAUUAUUUGUAUAUGGCGGAAUAGGUAAUGGAUGUCUACACUGCCUGAAAACGUGGUCGUCAUGUCAAAUACUGUCUGUAGCAUCGUUACAGGCUCAGGUUGUCCGCACGCUUAUGAGACCCGUAGGGAAAGAAACUGGUGGUGAGGUAUCAAAAAGCAAAAGCGGUCUGAAAGCUAUUGACCUUGUCAACCGAGAACGUGAGUCGAAAGGAACAUCCAAAAGCCGAAAAAUACCAAAGACCGAGAAUUUCAAAGAGACGCACACAGACGCCUCCCCGGUGCAGCAGAGAGUCUCACAACUUAAACAACUCAGCCAACAGUUACAAAAGGUCCACCCAAACGUGCUAGCCAAGGCUUUACACAAAAGCAUAAUCUUUCAAAACCAAGAUGUAAUCGCGAUCAACAAACCUUAUGGAGUUCCAUUGCACGAUACAACGGAUGGCACAACCAGCAUAAAACAUGUGUUGCCAGUUUUGGCGAAAAUGCUCCAUGGUAUGCGGACAGAGAAGAGGUUGCACAUUUGUCACAGUCUGGACAAAGACACAACUGGGACUUUACUUCUGGCCCAAACCGAAGAGGCAGCUAACCACAUUCACAGCCUCUUCAAGGCCCUGCAAAUGGAGAGGAAGUACUGGGCGGUGGUCGUUGGUGUACCUGUUCCCUCAGAAGGGGUUGUAGAUAUACCGGUCAUUGAGAGGGGGGUUACUGGAGCACAACCCCACUUUAAGAUGGGGCUUAGUCCUCUCUUCCGCGCUAGUGAUAAUGGAGAGGGUGUGACUCGGGUUCGAGCCAACAGAAAUGCUCAGAGUGCAGUGACUAACUAUCGUGUGCUUGACAGCACCCAUGGCUGCAGCCUAAUGGAGCUCCAGCCAGUCACAGCCGUGAAGCAUCAGUUGCGAGUCCACAUGGCUUUUGCACUUGGAUGCCCCAUUCUGGGUGAUCAUAAAUAUGCCCACUGGAAUAAGCUAGCACCUCAGCAACUGCCAGAGAGAGUGAUCCGUUGCUUGGGCCUGGAGCAGAGCAAAGCACGCCAUCUUCCUCUACACCUACACCAUCGCCAGCUGACAGUCCCCGGGUUCAAAGGUCACCGUGAACUCAUUGUAUCCUGCCGGUUACCCAGGUUUUUGACAAGUACUUUGCAAAAGCUACGUAUUUCAAUACCAGACAAAAAGGAAGGAACUGGAGGAGGAACUGAGACAUAGACACUCAAGUCAUGUUUGAAGCCCUCUGAUGACUGUGAGAAGGAGAAACGGGAGGCUUGGAGUCUCCAGCUCUCUCUUCAUGGGUAAUCCUGGUUUAGGACCCCACAAUGCCUACUAAAUGGAUCAAACAGCUCUUUUCAUGCCCAUAUAUGGACGGGGUUUCUGCUCUGAUAAAUCAGAUAUUUAUAAAGAAACUUGCUUUCUGUUAUCAAAUAUGAACUAAAGACCGCUGCAUUUGUUGUAAGUUAUGAAUGUGGGGUGCUAGUUGUAUCCUGUGUGUAGCUGUAAUAAGAAGUCACACAGAACACUUCAAAACUCAGAUCUCAAAAUUGUCGACAUUCUUUUUUUUUUUAGCUAUGUGUAGUUGUAUUGAACAGCUACUGACUUACACCAAGGUAAGCAGGUUUUUGCAGGUAAAUUAAAGUGUUGAUGCGGAAUAAAAGUUUCUGAAGUGUUUUGCAUAUUCAAUAAUAUAUAUAUAUUCCUACUGUUAUUUCAGAGUUCAAAAGUUGUAAAUAAAUUAGACCUACCGAUAUUUCUAAUUGGUCACUAAAAACAUUAAUUCGG